AUGAAGCGUUUUCAGACUUCUAAAUACCGAAAUGCUGCUCCUAAGAUUCCCAAGAAAGAGGUAAACGUUAAGGAUUUUGUGAUUUUCCCAUUUAAAACAACAAUCUUCCCGUUGUACAUCAGCUGGCCGAAGUUUCUUGUCUCAGCUGAUUUUGUUGUUAGGUUAGUCUUUUCCGGGUUGCUUUGUAAGGAAAAAACAGAUUACCCAGCGAUAACUUAAAUAAUAAAUUACGCUUAAUUAUUGUAUAAUAGUUUUAGAGUUGUCAAUGUUGAGAAGUCGAUGACCCCAUGUCAAGCAUAGCUAGGCUUCUGAAUGUUGGUGUCAUUAACGUCAGCUCCCUUGGAACGAAUUUGAAAGUGAGAGGACAAAACGGUUAGAAUCACUGAUGGUCUACUCAACUGUAAAGUUGAGAGGCCUGUUCUUGUGAGGGGGUCUGUGGGUAUCCUUUCCCAGAAAGUCAAGGCCUCAAUUAUAUUUUCCCCCCCUGCAAAAGAAGAGCACUGGCCCACCCGGCCCCCCCACUAGUUCUACGGCCAUGACCAUAAAAUGAAUGAAAGGUUGCUAUAGUCUUUCUUGGAUCUGAAACACCAUCAUGUAUUCUACUGUUUGUAAGUACUGUAUUUUUGGUUCAGAUCAGAACUUUUUUUGUUGAACUUGUAUUUCAUGUUUCAAAUGUCCUAAAUUUAUACCUCUUAUAAUGGUGGGUGGAACAGGUGGUUUUAAAAGGUCAUUUUCACAAUAGUACAAUUGCACGAUGACGUCAUGUUACUACAACUACCAGAAUCCUUGAGUUUGUUGUUUUCUUAUGCAAAUUAAGGCUAUUGUUCUUUAAUCCUCAGCGGGAUUGACAAAUUUAAAUAACAAAGCAAAACCGAAAUGAAUUCUGGUAGUUGUAGUCAAAUGUCGUCAUCGUGCAAUUGUCCUAUUAACACCUCUUGAUUCCCUCCCCGAUUGCAACUGAGAACAAUUGGAAAGCUCUUAUUGAAUAUAAUAGAAAGGUUUCUCGGGAACGUCCUCUUGACUGAGAGACUUAUUAAAAUGUCUUGUAAACCCAGAAAUAUUUUGGCAAAUUUAUAAUAACGAAUGAUGAUUGAUAGCAUUUAUAUGGAGGUAACGCGAUUGACUCCAGUACAGCAGCAGCAACAUUUGAAACCAAGUUGUACCACUGCCAUGUAUAGCACAGCAAGCUUUGUUCUGCUAAAUGACUUCAGGGCUUUCAUAUAGGGCAAGUUAGUUGGGCUUUUAUGAGAGAGGUGCAUCUAAUAUAAAAAGAAAAGUGAAGAGGGUGGCAUAUAUUAGACAAGAGGUGCUUAUUUGAGAGAGGGAAUCCAUUAGAUCAUUUACCAUAGGUGGAGAAAAUGGCCUCCAUGAGAAGAAAUAAAAACUUGUGACAUUUUAGCUAUGCUGAUCAUUUUCUUUUUCUUCUUACGUUAAUGUUAUAUUAAGCAUUUGAUCAUAUAUUUAAAUGCUAUUUUGCGCCUUAUAAAUAAUAAAUUAUUAUUAUUAAGCACUCAUUUUGCAUUUUGCGCUUAUAUGCUGGUACUUAUAGAAAAAUGAAUUUAUGGGUAUCGACAUUAUUUUAGGAAUGUGUUACUGGUAUCCAUGUUGGGGCCUUGAAGAGUUCUUAUGGAAAUCACAUCAAAGCAAGUGACAGAUUCAUGGUAUUUAAUGUGGACACCGGAGGUAAGCUGCAUGUGUGCAACAACAGCAACAACAACAAUUUUUAUUCUUGCCAGGGUGCAAAGAAAGUCAGUUUUACACCCUGCCAUGCGGGCAAGCUGUAGAUAGCAUGUAGUAGCCCACAAGUCAUUUCAAUUGGCCCAAAAAACCCUUUUGAUUGGCAGGAUUGAUAACAAUCCUUCUGUAAUUUGAAUUUCCCCAAAAAACAGCACUUGCCCAUCGGGCAAGUUAAGAACAAAAAACACUAGCCCGACAGCAAAAUCCACUAGCCCCGGGCUAUUGGACACGACUUUCUUUGCACACUGUUUGCAUGCAGUAGCAGUUAAAAAGCUUGCCCGGCAAAUAGCUUCAAAGCUAGUUGUGGUGGGGCAAGACAAGUACAUGAAUAACAUAUCUACUAAAAAUAAAAAACACUGCACUUAACAAAGCCUUGCACAGUUGAAAUAAAGAAUAAAACAAAGAAGUUCAGUGAUCUAAUUAACUACUUAGUUCUUACUGACGUACUUUAUUAAUUAAUAUAACAAUGCACUAAGAUAAAGGAGUCACUCUUAAGGAUGAAUAACACAGAAAAGGAAAGUUUAAAAUUUAACAAGUAUAUCUAUCUACAAAGACUGACUUUUUAAAUGAUUGCAGGGAUUGGAAUAUAGUGAUCUUCUUUUUCUAAGAUAUCAAAUUGCAAUUUACGAAGAACUUUCUUGAAUGUUUUUUUAGGCAGAUCUGUUAUGUAGGGUGGUAUCUCAUUCCACACGUUAGCUCCGGGCCUGGAGAAAGAAUUAUUUUGUAUUUCUAGUCUAGCGCUUUUGACGUAAAACUUUCUGGAUGUGGUUGGUCAUGCAUUGUAUGAGUGAACUUGAGAUGUUUUCUGUAAUAAAUUUAAUGUUUUUGCUGGGGCUUUAUCAUGAUUGAUAUUGUGCAUUGAAAUAAUAUUGAUACAGACUCAUGAUAAAGAAAAGUUAUUGGUAGUAGGUUAGCUUCAAGAAAUAAUGGAACUCUAUGGUCAUGCCAGUCUGUGAAGUACAACAAACAAAGUGCUCUUUUCUAAAGAAUUAAGUUUUUUUAAGAUAUAAGUCUUGCAUGCCUGACCCCAGGCAGUAAGACCAUAAGUUAAAUAGAUGUUCAGUAGUAUUGGUCGAGGUAGAAAGUGGCGUAGCUUUGCAAUGAGCCCAACAUUUUAAAUAAUUUUUGUAACAAUAGAAUCAAUGUGCUUGUUAGUGAGGAGACUGGUACAGUGCUGGAUACUACAGUACAACUGGCAAAAAUGACAAUCAUUGCUGCUCUACUUUAUCAUCCACAAAACAUUUUAGUGUUAUAGGUCAAAAUGAAAUAAAUCCAGUUUGAAAUGGUUUCAAGUUUGGUUGAUUCUCAAUUUCUUUUAGGGCUAAGAGACAGAAAACUGAGUAUCAAAGUAGAGUUGAACCAUUUUAAUGUGAAUUUCAUUUUGACCUACAACAUAUACGUGGUGAAAUGAAACUAUUUUACAACAAUCUUUCUGAUUUUAUUAUCUUUUUUUUCUAAAGGAGGAAGUCUUGGUGUUCUUCCACUUGGAGAAAAGGGCAGGAAGGAUCAUUCACUUCCAUUGCUUCAUGCACAUUCAGGUAUCUACCACUUUUCCUCUUUGCUUAGUAAGUUACUUUCUGUUUUUUGUGGGUGACAAGAGGAGACAAAAAUUCUACUCUCCAGGUUGCUGUCAAACAUGAUUGGCAUGUAUGUAGCCAGCAUAUGUUUGGACUUCCGCUAAAAAUGAAGGGAAUACAAUCAACUCCCUUGAUUGCGGGGACUGUUGGGACAUCAAGUUUGUGUCCCCUAUUAGUGAGAGUCUGUAAUAGGGAAAGUUUAUUUUCGUCAUAUGUUUGUAAUUUGUUUUUGCUGUAAAUUUAGCUGCUGUCCUCAUUAUCGGGGUGUCUGCAAGGCAAGAGUUGGCUGUACAUAGAAUGCAAUCUGAUCACACCAGUGGGACAUUCUACCACUCACAAUCUUCAGUGCUGGAACAAGAGCAUUCUGACCUUCAAUCAGAAGCCUGAAACUUGCACACACUCCCCAACCUUUGAUUAUUCUCUAGUUACAUUGUUGUACUAUCAUUGUUUUUAUGUAGAUUUUAUUACUGACAUGGACUUCUCGCCCUUUGAUGGAUCCCUCCUUUGCACUUGUUCUUAUGAUCGAGCAGUGAGUAUAAAGAUUUGAAUAAAUAACUGGGAGAGUGUUGAAAGUGACAUCAUCAUUAUGUUUGUUGUGUAAUAAUAUUGUGAAAGUUACACCAGUCAAGAAGACAUCUACAGUAUGUGAAUGACACCAGUCUAGGUGUAAAGAGAAUUUCACUAUUAAUCAGGAACAUCUGGCCAGAUCAGUUUAUAUUGUUCCCAAUGAGUAUUUAUGACAGUGAUGGGUUGUUAGCAAAAAUUCCCAAGAAAAGCCUAUUCCUUUUUAUAGUGACCCAUCCAGUAGCCUGCACCACAAACGGAGUUGAAGUCCAUCUGUGAAACAGUGCCAAAAUUCCUGUUCUGGGCCCCCACCUGUGUAACAGGAUUUGAGUAUGUACCAUGACUGGCAUGUUGAUAAAGCCAUUGUUGAUUUGCCCAUCUGGCGCGGGUUGUUUGAAGCUGGGUUAAGAUAACCCAGAGUUAGUGCGAAAUUUGAACUCAGAUAUGAGAGCUUAAAAAGCAAAUUCAGUUUAAUUCUCUUUGCCUACAAUUUGAUGAUUGUAUACUCUAAAAAGAAUAGAGAAAAUUAUCUGAGAGAGUGCUUUUGACAAAAAGAUAAAGCAUUCCAGGUUAAAUUUUAACCCCUGGUUAGCGCUAACCGGCAUUCAAACAACUUGGCCCAGGUUGAAAAGGAAUUCAAAAAGCAUUUCCAGUAAUUCAUUUAAGCCAUUGAGGGUCCAGAGCAAGGACAUCAGCACAGCUUCGCAGAUGUUACUCAGGGGAGUUAAAUUACGUCAGCUGUACUGUGAUGGUCUGUCCAGCUGGCCAGUUCUGACUUUUGGCAAGUGCUUUUGAUACAGAGGUACAGAUCUGCCAUUACACUCCAAAGCAGGGCUGAAAGGUAGAACGUGGGUCACACAAACUCGGAGGCAACUCAAAAAUUUGUUUUUGAAUAGUACCCGCACUUCUCAAAAGAGUCCUGUUAGGGGAAAUUCCAACAAUUAAUAUCAUGGCAUUAAAACAAGGACACAGGACAAAUGAAAUGGCAACAAAGACGUAAAGGUGAAUUCGAACAGCAGAAGUGACAAAGACGUGAAAAUACCAACAUGGCCAAGGCUUCCUGCUCUAUUCGGGAAUUAAAGGGUUUAAAAUUCAGACUAUCACGGACAAAUGCCCCACUUUGUCCCCCUAAAGUGGUCCAAGUUAGAUGAGUGUUCUCUUUAGUGAUAUCUAAGUGGGUUUUCACUUUCCAGAUAAAAUUAUGGGAAAUCCCAGAUGAAGAAGUUAAGGGGUUGUCCACAGCUCUUUGUGAACUCCCUGCGCAGCAUGUGAGUAUAGAACCAAAUUGCUCAUUGUGAUGUUUUUACCUUUGCUUUGUUUGACAUGUAACUAAGAUGUUUCUUUUUUUUUACAUUUUUUGUUAAGGGUCGUGUUGAAAAUGUCCUCUUCCAUCCUUCAGCAAGUGAGGUGAGCUUAAUCUAGUACAUGUAAAUAUGAUUAAUGGAGUUUAUAACAGUUUUCCAUCCUGUUUGUUAGUUAAGGAAAGUCAACAGCUAAUAAUGUGGCAUCUCUCUCUCACUCUUCUUUCAUCAUAAGUAUUGUCUUUUAUUACAGGUACUUGGUAGUUCAUGUGAUAAAACUCUUACAAUCUGGGAUUUACAGAAGCAACAGCUAAAAUAUGGUGAGUAUUAUCAUAAACUACAUAAAGUCAUUGCAUAACUUAUAUCAAUGUUAUUGUGAUAAUUGUUACCAUUUCCACAAACAUUUAUCAACUGAAAAAGGCAGUUUUGUAGAUAAAAUAUAAGUUAAAGCAUGAUAAUGAUGCCACUGACUGUUCGCACAGUCUUGGAAAGGCCUUGAAUUUCAGACGAAGUCCUCAAAAUGUCCUGCAAUUCUGAUCAAUAUAAUCUUUAAGAAGUACUUAAAUUUCUCCAAUCAUCCUUGAAUUUUCACCAGACUUGGAGAUAGCAAAAUAAAGUUGAUAUUUUAAGUACAAGUUUGGGUAUUCCUGUUUUCGAAAUGUGUUUAGUAUUAGCCUUGCCCAUUUCACUUGGAUUCCUGUCACACAGUGUAGUGUUUAGUGUUUUUGGCAGCCCUUUUUCCUGUGAAUUUUGCCUGGAAAGUGUGCCUUUAAUUUAAAACAAGGAAGAGCCUUUGAAAAACAGAAGUGGUUUCCAGAAAAUCCUUGAAAAUUUUUUAGAAAUAGAUCUUAAGUUUGUAAGCGAAUCCUGGUAAAAAUUUACCAAUUAGCAGUGAAUAAUUUUAGUUCAAAGUAAAGUUUUCAUAUGAUUAAGAUGCUUUAACAUUAAAGCCUUGUUAAAUUUGUUGUACAUUACAGAAUUGAAAGACCACAAGGAUUUGAUUCAGAGUUUUUGUUGGAAAGUAAAUGGUUCGUUAUUAGUUACAUCAAGUAAGGUACGUGACUUUCUUCUGUGUUGUAUGAAAAUAAUCUUUCCUGAAGCUUUAUGAUACAAGCAGUAGAAGUUAAAACAGGUGUUAAUUGAACAAGUAACAGUUGACUAUACCAAGGCCUUUAUUUUUCUUGAAGUGGACAGGAAAAAACGUUGUAGCAGCAUAUAUUGUCUUAGAAUAAAAUUCAACCGUAAGCUGAUUUAUUUUUUCUUUUUUUCUUUUACAUUUGCCACAUAGAAUAAAUAUUACAGAAAGAAAAAGAAAAAUAUAUAUAUUACUAAGAUUGCAAAUUUACAGGGCAGGAAAAGCUACAAAAAUAGUUCAAAAUUAAAUGUAAUACUAAGUACCGGUAACUUGACUUUUUUAAUAGAUAGAGUGGCGAAGAAGCCCAAUAAAAACUAAAUAGCUUGAAGAAAUUGGGUUCCUCAUACCUAAUUAUGAUUUAAUGUAAGCUGCCAUAUCAUGGUCAGGCGAGUUUAAUUUAUAGCUCUCUCGAUAAAUGAUGAUAAAUAUGUGAAUUUCAUGUAUCUGGGAACCGAGGAAUGAAAAAAUAAGAUGAAAUGAAGGUCAUUGCAGUUGAAGAAUGCAACUUAUGCAGUUAUGGAAAGAAAGCCUGAAAAAUUUAGGCUUGCAGUCCUCUAAGUAGUUGAGCUAGCAAUCAAACUGGGAGCUGGUCAUUAAUUUGGUUUGUUAUGUCGUAUACUGUAUGUUCUUCCAUUUUAUUUCAGGACAAGAAAAUUCAUGUGGUAGAUCCUCGAAGCUCUUCUAGUGUUGAGGUAAGUGCAUAGUUUAUCUUAAUAACUCUAUUUAAUAAAGAUUAUAAGUGUGGAAAUAAAUAUCUUAUUAUUUUGUGCAUAGUGCACAUGUAUGCUUCUACAUGUAUCUAUUUUAUUACAAAGAUGAAAAAAAAAAGAAUAUAGUUUUUACAGCAGAGUUUGUUAACUCCUUGAUCAAAACAUAUCACUUUUCUGUUUCUUGUGAUAGAGGUUAAUACUUUGAUCUGGUUGCUUACAUUUCACUACAAUUGCCAGUGAAGAAUGAAUCAAUGAUUACAUAUUGUAUUGUGCUGUAGGAAUGUGAUGGCUUUGGAGGAAGUAAGGAUACUAGACUGUUGUGGCUAGGAGAUACCGACCGAAUUCUUGGCUCUGGGUUUACUGCGGUAAGAAUAGUUGUACAACUAGCCAAACCUCCCUUAUGUGUUUGAUUCCCUUUUGACUAGGUUUUGGUAUAAGUACUUUCAUGCACUACAGGAAUAAAGAAGAAAACUUCAAUUUGUUGGUAUUCUGUUGAAGCUCACCUUGCCACCUCCCUAAAAAGCAACCAGCCUAUAGUUAUGCCCCUUUCUGUGAAACCCUCUUUCAACUGGGACUUGAGCUCUUUAAUGAGAUGUCAAUGAUCACUCCCUUUAGUGAUCACAGCUAUUUUGUGAAAAAAAAAAUGAUACCUUGACAAAUUGGUGAAAUCAUUUGCUUAAUUAAGGGCUUGAAAAUGGUCCUGCCCAGUAGUUCAGAAAGAAUUGAUUUUCUUGCUGAGCGAGUAACUUUUGAGGCUUACUUGCCCAAGAGGCAAGGAUCAAGGCAACUCAUCCUCUAACAAAAUCAUCAACUAAGACAAGCCAAUAAUACGUUACCCCUGGCUAGGAAAAUGGAAUUCAAUUUUUUUCAAGCCCUGCUUAAUACUUCUUGCCCUGCAUUUUAGCUCUUGUGUAGUGAUUCUCUGCUUUGCAUGCUUCUUAUGUUCUUCAAGAUAGUCAACAAAUGCUUGUGACUUACUUGGUCCUUUCAAAUCCAUCAUUGCUACAGCUUCACUACAAAAUGUUUGGUUAUAUAAGUCCCCACACACAGUAAUGUAUUUUAUCAUGUAUUGUAUGAAUGCCCUCGUAUCCAGAUCAACAUUAUAUUAUGGGAAACUGUAUAUUUGCAGCCCUGCCAAGUGUUUGGUGAAUCUGUGCUGUAGAUAUAAAUAAGUAGGUAAGUAAAUAAUAUAAAUAAUAAAAAUGUUAAAUGUUUUUACAGUCUAACAAGCGUGAAGUUAGAGUUUGGGAUGUACAUAAUAUGAGCAAACCAGUGCAGACACUGAACUUUGAUUCAUCAUCUGGAGGGUAGGUGCAGAAUUUGUAGAAUUGUUUUUUGAUUGACAAUUGUAAGGCUUUAGAGUAUUGGUGGCUUAAACCCUGUGAUGACCAUAAAUGUUCCUCCACAUUUUCUUCUUCCAAUGGGUUGUAUAAUAUGGAUAUGUGCGACAAAUUAAUCAAUGUAAAUCUUUGAUGGAGUGCAUUUGAUUCAUCCAUGUGGGAAGUAGCAAUACUCCAGUCCUAGAUGCAUCAUAUGGUUAAGGACUACAGGCAAGGCUGGAGGGAGCCUGAGAAAACAGCUGACAUUUUGUGAUGCCACCACUGGUUUCCCUACAAAAUGGCAUCUAAGAAACUAGUGCAGAAAUUCCAUACUGAUGACUCGUCACUACCCAGAUCUAGGUAGUGAUGAGUCAUCUGUAUAGAAUUUCUGCACUUGUUUCUCAGACAUCAUUUUGCAAGAAAAUCAGUAUUGGCAUCACAAACUGUUGGCUGUCUUCUCAGGCUAGGAUAAAGGCUUCAAGAUAAAAGUACUGCAUAACGUAAAUGAAAAAUAUUUUUAAAUGAUUAUUAGUCUGUUUCAUGCUAAACGUAACAAUGACAUUGUCAAGAUGUCGGAGGUUAAAAGUAUAUCAUAAUGUCCUAAGAGAUCUAGAACUCUCACAAGUAGAAAUGAAAUGCAUAGCUUGUUAGGCGAUUCCUUUAUUAUUAAGAAAGAUUUUGAUGCUCUUUUAAAGUAAAGCAAUAUUAAAUUAUUAUAGAAUUAAAGCAUUCAAUUUAUAAUGCUUCAAAUUCAAUUUUUGUUUUCCUACUCAAAUAAAUGCAGGAAUUUAAAUAUUUAAUACAGGUGUCAGCUGGUGACCAGAGAAAAAAUUUUGGUCACCAAGUCAAACUUUUUGGUUAUGAGUUUUUGGCUUCAAGGUAUCCUAUGGUAGCCAUAUCAGAGGACAAUGCUAGUUCACUGACAGCGCCCUUUUUUGUCGUUUUCUGUAGAACUCGUAAAAUCCGUGAACAAUAUUAUAGUAACAGUUACCCUUGACUUUAUUCAGAAAUCCUUGAACUUCAGCAUCAGUUUGUUCAUAUUAAUGUUACUCUUGUCAUCUUAUGUUUCCUUUUUUUGUUAAUUCAGCGUCUGUUUUAUGAGGUGUCUCGCCAGUUGGCGACCAGUUCUUAAGAUGUAGUCACCAGCACUCCAAUUUUAGUUGAAUUGGUGACCAGUGAGUCAUAAUUUCGAACCUUGAAAUGCAUUUCCAUAGAAAAAUGAUGUUGUGUGUCGUAUUAGGUAAUUAAUAUAACUUAUCCAUUUUUAAAUGCAGCAUACUGAUGCCAUUUUAUGAUCCAGACACCAAAAUGCUGUUUUUGGCAGGAAAGGUAUAAAACAAUAUUAAGUUAAUUGCUUAAUUCGUUUCCCAUUGCUUGUGAUCCUAUUUUUAUUCAUAGUCCAGUUGACAUAAAUCAGUUUAGUCACUAACUCAAACAAUGUUUAAUUGGUACCCGAGUAAUAAUAAAUUAUACUGUUAAGGUGGCUGGACACAGUUUGAUAGGCUGUGGAUCAUAACCAAUCAUUAUGGUGUCAUUUAAGACUUGUUGCAGGUACAAAGCUCAAAAUAAUUUGGCAUGAACAAAAUGUAUUUAUAAGACAUGACAUUUAUUAGGUUUUAAAGUAAGAUUUUGAUUGUUGCCAUGGCAACAUGGAUGAUUGGAAACAAGCCUUAAAUUUUGAAUUUAAUUUGGUUAAAUGAAAUUUAACUAAGUUAACCACCACGACCUCAGCAGUCAAGCGGUCCAUAAGCUUUAUAGUGGUCAAACGGUCCACAAGCUUAGUGGUUAAGCGGUCCACGAGCUUAGCAGUCAAGCGGUUCACGAGCUUAGCAAGCAUCCAGCAGUUUAUCCCAUAAGUGCAGGCUCACAUGAUAUGUGGUAGUUUUGUUCACAACAAUCUUCAAGUUCUUUAUUGAGCAUUUUUGUAGCGGUCUGUGGAGUUCACACACUUUCAUCAGUGUUAUGGGUGCCUGGAAUGGGGAAUCAUGGCUGGGUAGCAGGGAUUUACCAGCCAUAAGGGCAGUAUUCUGUCUAUUCUAUCUCUGGCUGGCCAGAGUGGAAGCACACAUGGGUAUCACAGGUACCCACCUUCGACUUAAGAGAGGCAUUUGGUUAAUGAGGUUUACGUCAAAAUCAGUCGUUAGAUUCCUGUUUGAAUUUGUACACAACUUACGUUAUUAGCAUUUAUAGAAAGUUCGCGGAGCGGUGUUCCCCCCAUUACGCCAUCUGUUUGUUGUCUUAUUUUAUUACACUGUAUUGCAAAGUCUAGGUAAAGGAACUACGACAUUAACAUUAUUGUUAUCAGUUUAGUUAUGGAGCUUUUUUAUUUCUGUUUGUUAUGCAACAGGGUGAUUCUUUUAUUCAGUACUUAGAAGUCUCUGAAACUGCUACAUCUUUCAUUACACCAGGUAAUCAUUUUUAUCAUCUUAUACCUACCAUCAGUGCUGUAAAAACCAAAGUCAUGUGCAGUUAUUCAUGUUUGUUCUAUUCUUUUGAUGGCUGUUAGCCUGCAAAAACAGCUAUCUAUCCUCGCUGCUAGGGAGGUUUCGUCACGAAAGAUGUGUGCACCUCAUGAUGACGUAAAAUCUGUCUAGAAUCUGCUCAGGAGCUGUAAUUGGUCAAUAUAGUAUUUAUAUGACAGACAGAGGACAAAAGGCCCCAAAGGUCAAAUGUAAAUGCAAUGAAUCUAUAAGAAAAACAGUCAAUAUUCAUGGAAUAUUAUUCUUCAGAAGGAGAAGCAUUCGAGUUUUGCGGGAGCUUGUUGGCAGAAGAACAAAACUUUACCAAUAUCUACCAGGAGAAACUUACAAUCAAACAAAUAUCCAAAGUUGCCUUGCCCUUGGAUAAGCGCAACACUAAUGCAGCUGCUUUGUUAAUCUUAUUUAGUCAACUCGCAGAUUUUAGAAGAGCAGCACAAAGGAAUGGCUACUGUUCCUAAACUUGCCUUGGAUGUCAUGUCCUGUGAGGUAGUGCGGCUUCUUCAGCUCACCAAAUCAUCUGUCGUUCCACUGAGUUACUGUGUGCCUCGCAGGGUAAGGAAUGAAUAAAUCCACUCUAAGAAGUUAAGAUGGUCACUCUUUCUUUCUGUAGACUCUCUACCACUCAGGAGGUGGGGGUACUUCCUUUAAUAGUCUAUUGAAAGGGGUACCUUUUCCAGGCUUCAGGUAUAUAUAAGGGAAGGGAUUUCACAAGUUGAAGGAUAUGAAAGGUAGGGAAAUCUGUCUCUGAAAAACCCAAAAGGGCUAACAAUGCACUUAAUGGCUGUGAAAAGUCGAAGAAAUGUUCUGAAUUUGUGAUUGAUUCAUAUUUAAAAGACAGUGCAUUUAUAUCAGUUAAAAGAGAUGCAAAGUUCUCAACUAGGUAUGUGAAAGGGGUACCAUUUUUCAAUGGAGGUAUAUGAAAGGGGUACCUUUUCUGUGAAAAAUGUUAUAUAAAAGGGUAAAGGGUUGGACCUUUGGGCGGAGCCUUGCCAUAUUAAACUUAGUUGAGUACCCCCCAGGCUACAAAAGAAAUUCCAAUAUAAAUAUAGUUAAUGCUUGUUGAAUGGAAAAAUGGUUUGUGAUGCAUGGCACUUGCAGUAAGAUUGCCUAUAGAAUGAUAAAAUCGUAACAAAAAUUCAAAGACAUUUAAAAUGUCUUUAAAGAAGUAGAUAUUUCGGGUGUUUAACCAUUCUUCAGUGUACAGAAAACCUUUGAACUAUCCAAUUGUUAUAAAAUGUUAAAUUAAAGGGCCUGUAAAUAGUGAGUUUACGCAACAGGAUAGCAGAAAGAUAGUACUUGUCUAAUGAACACAAAUAGACAUCCUCUUGAUUGACAUUCAUCUGUUAGGCAGAAUUAUGAAGUACAUUUUUCUCUUAAUUCCAGCAACUAAGAGUCUGUGCACACAUCGAUUGUUGAUUUUGUUUUGCACUUUGGAGAAGAAUGAAUACAAAGUGAGAUGUUGAGACUGCCACCCUCCCCCACCCCGGUUAAAAGAUGGCUUUGUUAACAGUUACUCAUUUAGUUUCAUUUGAUAGUCUUACAGGGACUUUCAUGGAGACUUGUUUCCCGACACAGUGGCACGAGAAGCUUCCAUGACAGCUGAGGAGUGGUUUGGCGGAUCUGAUACCCCUGUAAGUCAUGUUACCUAAAUAUAACAGUGUAAGCUAUAGCACUACAAUGUUAGGUGUGGAGAGUAGGUGGAUGUAACUUAUAGUUAGAGGGUGUGCAGAGAAGGGGGUGUCAAUAAUUUAUUAACAUUUUAAACCGUUUGCCAAAUAAGUGAAAAAGUCCUAAAUAUAUCUUUCUGACUUGCAACCGCUGAAAUUUUUGCUUUUUUUAAGGAAUCCCAUGCUUCAGACGAAGAUUCUGAUUAGCUUUAUCAUUGUUGAUGUUUUGCAUCUGGAUCAGAAGGCCACCAAUUUACAAGAUACAAAAAUUGUUCACCUUUUUAGAUAAUAAAAGUUUAUUUCGAGAGACAGAUAAGAAUGUAAACCUAUUUUUGCAUGAAACCCUGUGCGUGCAGAAAAAAUAUUUUCAAUUCACUAGCAGUUGCAACUUGAGGAUCAAAACAUUUGUUUUCUUGUGUAAGUUUUAGAUUCUUUAUGGAGUUCACUUUGAUUAAAAUCCUUGUCCAUGCAUCAUUUGAAAUUCUAAUUUGAUUACAACAGUGACCAGAAAACCACUCGAGCUAUUUCUUGCGGGUAUAUCCCUGCAUUACUUCAAAAAACAAUAUUUAAUAUUGUAGCAAUAUUUAUUUGAUAUGAAAGUGCGACAAUUUACCGGGUGAAUUUUUCGGCAUCAAAAAAUCUCCAGUUUUAGUUCAUGUUCAUUUUUUUUUAAAGCCCGGUCUCUUUGUUCAAGAAAAAAAUGGGUGUUUUUUUCCCGACCCGGUCAUUCCAUAAAUAAUGACAGCUCUGUUAAAUAGGGGUAGAAGGGAUUUCUUUUGGUUCUACUAUUUUACAGUCAAACUGGGAAAAAUACCGGGGUACUUUUUUUUGUCAAACACUUUGAAAUAUUUCAUGAAUGUUUAUUGUGUUAAGACCAAUCACAGCAGAGAUUAGGACAUGCAAGCAAGCCACAAAACCACAAACUAAUUAACGUUCUUGAUUGCAGUUUAGUUUUCUCAUGCCUGAUUAUCUUUUUUCUUGCAACGCAAUAACAUUCCAGAAAUAUUUCUCGUGUUCACGGUUUUCCCGGUUUGACUGAAACAAGAAACUGACUACUUGAUCACUUAGAUGUGUUGUUUUUUACAAAUUCAGAUGAAAAAGGUGUCUCUGGAUCCAUCUAAGCGACAUGCAAAGCAAAAACCAUCAGAGACAAAACCAAAAAAACCAGAUCUGAAGGCAAAACCUGCGAUAGAAUCAAAGAAAACAGCUGUGUCUGCUGAAAAGGUAAAUACCGGUAUUGUAUAUCAGAAGGGGGUGUCCUUGAUCACCUGCAAACAACCUUCUUCCUGGGUUAUGAAAUGACAGAAUGGAAAAAAAAUCAUAAACAAAAACCCACCCUAAUAAUGAGGCCUUCCAAGGAGUGGACGUGACAGGUGAGCUGGCCCUGAAAACUUGUGUCAAUCGUCUCAGAAAGCACAUAUAAUCAACAGACAAUGAGGAAAGAAUUCCAGAUAAAUUCCAAAAUUCAGUAUCACAAAAAUGUAUGUGGAACCCACAGCAACAUUUUCUCCUUAACUAAAAUGCAACAGUGACAUUUUUCGUGACAUACAAGGUGACAGAGAGCUCAGAAAUGGCCGAUAAAGCCACAGCUUACCUACCCCCCUGAAAGGUGUCAAUAAUAAUAAAGAGUAAACUUAACAAGGGCCUUAUACAAAGGUAAAUUUUUUGUACUGUGCAGUUUGCUAGUAACUUGCCUACAUUCAUUUAGUCAGCAGUUGAAUGCAAAGAUGAAGCUCCCACAGCACAGGCUACCCAUGCAGUCAGUGAUCCUGUGCAAGAAUCUUCAGCAAAACCAAUAAAAGCUUUCACAGGUGUACGUACAUCAAAGUUUAGACAUCUCCAGGGCACACCCAUGCACAAAAGCAACAACAUUGAGAAUGUACGUAACUUGAGCAUUUCUUUGCCUGGAGACAGUGAUGCGUUUCAAGUCAAUCAAAAGUUUGUUGCAUAUCCUUUAUCAGGACCUGGAGGACAGAUAGCAGUGGUGCCAGUGAGUGUUUGUUCAUCAUGAUCAGAGUGCAAAACCCAGGAGGGGUACUCUAUAUUUUAAGUGUCAGGGAUGAUCAGAGGAUUUUUGGCGUUUCGAAUUUUUGAUUCCGAGAUUUUUUUGGAAAGGAAAAUUUGGCAAGUAUUUUUGGGGGGGUGGCUUAAUUAAGUAGUGAAUUUUUGGGGUAUUCAAAACAAUGUGACGUUUCGUGGUAGUGCCAGUGUAUCCUGGCCAUGUAGGAAUAAAGUAAAACCAAAGUUGUUUUGCGGCUGUUUUAAUAUUUAAUGCAUUCUGUUACUAAGGACUUUUUUGGGGUAAGUUUUUGGUCUAGGUAUUUUGGGGGGGUUUGUUGGAAGCCCUAGGGAUUUUUCUGGGUUUUGAUUUUUGCCCCCAUUCAAUCAUCCCUGUCGUCACUUGAAUCUGGAGUACCCUUCUGGGGUGCAAAGAAAGUCAGUUUUACAGCUUGCCAUUUCUUUGUGGAUUUUUGUGCGUCAGGGACGCAGGACACAGAGAUAACAAAAUCACUGACACAGUUUAAAAUUUUACAUCCCCUUUUCUGAUGGUUAGUUCCCUUGCAUUCUUUUUCAAGCUUAACAAACCUUGUCGCCUGCCUGACUCAGGAUUACCAGCCAUUCAGUGUGGAAGUGGUGUUCUUGAUUUUGCCAUGGAUCCAUUUAAUAGGCAGCAACUUGCAGCAGGUGAGUAUAGGUCAGAAGAUUUGGAACACUUUGGUUGUUUACUAUUUACAUGGGCAAACCAGUUGCUUCAUGGUUUGGGCAAAUGGUACGCAAAAUUCAGGACUGGUAAAUUUCAUUCCGGAAUAUUAUUGUGUUUACCAUUUGUUCCAUCUACUUAAAAAGUGGCUGCAAAGGCCUAAGACUGGUAUCAAAGAUGGCGUCAAAGAAUUGGAACACGAAAUUCCAUAUGAAACAUUCCGACUGAGAAAACAGGACUACCUUUUCACAUGUUCCAUUUCUUCCAAAAAUUUUCCACUGGAGCCACCCAAAAAGUUAUGUUCCAUUUUACUUUCCAACUGGAUUUUCUGGUAACUUUUUGUAAAAAUUGGUAAAAAACCUUUGUCUUUCAUUUGUGGGUAAUGCAGUUCAAGUUACUUCCCUUUACAGUGUUGGGUGCUGUGACCUUAAAUUUUUUCGGGGUGGGGGAGACACCUUUUUGUGGCUGUGUUGUCAGUUAGGUAGAAAUUCUAUACAAAAACAAGUGAAACAAGGGAAGUGUCCCAGGACCUACAGGAUUGUAGCUUAUCUUUCAGUACUUUUACAACCAUAAAUAUGAUAAUGUAAUUUUGUAAUAAUGGAAUUUAUAUAGCGCUUAUACAUCACUGUUAAAAACCAUACUGUUGAUGGCAAUAAAAAUAUCACUGUUACACUGAAUUCACAGUUCUCUUAAACUUGACUGUCAUUAUAAUCAUGCUUCCUAAAGCCUGGUUUUUGUAUGAUUGCUAUGAUCGCUGCAAUCAUUGAAGAAAAAAAAAGUUCAGCUAUCAUAUUGAUCAUAUGGAAACCACUCUCCAGCGAUUGCUGUGAUUUUUGAGAUAGAAAUGUUUCUCAUUUCAGCGAUCAUUGUCAUUGUGAUUGCUACGAUUGCUGGAGAGUGGUUUCAAAAUUAUGAUCGCUGAACUUUUUUUUCAGCAAUCGUAGCGAUCAUAAUAAUGGAAACCUGGCUUUAAACAGGCUCAUGUUCGUGAUUAUUGUCCUGAUUGUCUGGUACCCCAUUCAAGAAGAAAAAGGACAAUAUUCAUUAACGAGGGUCCAUGUUGUCUUUAAAACAUCACAUCAGGAAAUUUUACAUUUGAUUAUAGUUGUGUAGAGAAGUUGGCAAAGAAAUGUAUUCAUAAGGAUACAUACAAAAGAAAAUUGUACUUUUUUGAUCUCACUUUUUUUUCCAGCUUGUGAAAGUGGUUUUGUUAGUAUUUGGGAGAUUCCUGAUGGAGGCCUGACUGAGACUAUAACCUCCCCUUUAGUGGUGUUGAAAGGUUAGUCAAAAAGUCUUACUUCUGCAAGUUACUGCAUUUUGUUUCUUCAGUUCAUCAGCAGAUGACAACAACCUUUGAGAUGAUAACAACCUCUGAGAUCUGCAUAAUUUCUCAGAUCAAAUGAAAGGUGAAUCAAAUAAAAAUAUUAUUAUUGUUUUAUUAUUCAUUUCAAAUAAUUCUCAGUGUAAAAAGUAGCUAAAACAUGCCUACCUCGACUGAUGUCAAGUUUCUGUCUUCAUUAACCUGUUCCUUGCCAAAUUCAGGAUAAAAAGAGAUCUUAAGUCUAGCAAAUAUCCUUCUAAUAACAUGAGUGGUUAUGCAUCUCAAUUUGACAAUUCUUUCCUUUCCAGGGCAUAAUGACAAACCAAACCUGGUCAAGUACCAUCCAGUGGCUAGUGGAGUACUGGCAUCUUCAUCUUUGGAUUUGACAGUCAAAAUAUGGGAUAUCAACCAAGGAAAAGCUCUGAUCACUCUCACAGGCCACAGUGAGCAGGUUAGAAAGUCAAAAGUCAAGUCUUGUGUGCUCCAAGAAAACAGCCGACAUUUCGCGAUGCCACUACUGGUUUCCAUGCAAAAUGACAUCUGAGAAACAAGCACAGUGCUUCUAACUGGUCGUGUCUCAUGGGAAAUUUGCUUCAAUCAAUCAGAAGUACUACCCAGAUCUGGGUAGCGAUGGGACAUCAGUAUAGAAUUUUUGCACUUGUUUCUCAGAUGUCGUUUCUCUGGGAAAUCAGUGGUGAUUUUUCUUUGAAACCUUCAGAGCAGAGGUACGGGUUUGUUCUUGCUAUUGCUUAUUUCAUUUUUCUCUUGAAAUAAAUAUAAUUAUUCUGUUUUUUUUUUUCUGAUUUACUAUUACUGAAUCAAUUUACAAUCAUAAACUUGAACAAAGUUAUCCUUGAAUGAUGAAGGAUGACCAGAAGUGAGGUCUUUCCCCUUGACACUACAGUCUACUCUUUCUUAACGGACACCUCUAUAAGAUGGACACCUCUGUGAAACGGACACUCAGAGUUGGUCCCUGCCUUUCUUUAGUUUCUUUAUUUGACUCCACAUAAGACAGACACAUACUUCAGGUCCCUAAGGUGUCUGUCUCAGAAAGAGUUGACUUUAUACCACAAUCACCAUAUUUGAUUGAAAGUGUGUCUACUCUUGCAGAGACAAAUUGCCCGAAAAUUGGGCAAAACCAUUGCCCAAGAAUGCAACCAACGCACCUCUGGUUCCUGUUCAUCACUCAAAAAUGCCCUUUGCUGUUGUUCUUAGGUUGAAAUAUGGAGAAAGGAAAUAAGUGCCCCGGCCCCUGCAAAUCACUACCCUCUUUCGACAUUGAAAAGCGCCCUGGGUGUAUAGUUUAAGCAUUUACAUCAUUGUUAGUUAUUAAUAAAUAAGUAAACUUAAAGCUUUGAGAAUUCAUUUGUUUUGCUUGGCUUUAGGUGUUAAGCAUGGCCUGGAAAUCUGAUGGAACUCGACUGGCUACCAUCUCCAAAGACAGCAAAGUUAGAGUAUAUGAUCCAAGAUCACAAGUUUCUCCUAUACAGGUAUCAAAUAACAAUGUGAUGUAUUUUUUUCGUCUUUUCUUUCAAAGCAUUGGGCUGAAAGACUUGCUUUUUGUGUCAAGCAAUUCUUUAUUUGAAUUGCAAUUUACCCCCUCGAUGUCCUUAUCUGCCCCCUGUAGAAUUCUCACAGAUCCCUUCCAGUGAUCUGGUUUUUUUCCCAUGUAUUUCUUCCAAACCUGCUGCAAAUUUCACUCUUCCUGUCCUUUUAUGGAAAGGAAACAUUCUGUGAAACUUUGUCAAAGUAACACACAGGAAAAAGAUAAAUAACUCAGUUUAGAUGACUUGAUAAAUGCUCAGCUUGUUGCAGCAACCAUUAAGUGCAGACCACCCUUGAGGUACGGGCAAGUGUCCGCUUAGUGGAGGUUGCCCAUUUAAUAGAGGUGCAUCAUAAAUCAGCAUAAUCUUUAGCAGUAACAUUACUUUUUUUUUAAACAAAUGCACAACAGAAGAAGCAUUACUGUUCCACCACAACUGGUCGUCACCUUCUUUCUCAGACGGUAUUUUCCUUCAUCAUAUUCUUAAAAUGAAGCCAAACUAUUUGUAUCGAACGUUUGAUGUAUGUGACAACAAUGGGAGAACUCUGGUUGGGACGGCCAAAAGGUGGCCUUCGCUGCUUAAUAGAAGUUUAAUUUUCCCUUCUUUUCCACAAUUAUUAUUUUGGAACCUUGAUUACUGGCUGCUUAAUAGAGGGUGGCUGGCCACUUGAUAGGGGGCCCCUAAUGGAGGUUUGACUGUAUGAAGUAAACUAAAGGCUAAUUUAUCUCGACCAUGAACCUUCAUUCAUCAAUCUUUUACAAAGUUUCACCUGCUUUGAAUUGUCUCAGACAGGCCCUGGUCCUGCUGGCAGCCGUGGAGCGCGUGUUGUUUGGGGGGGUCCUGAAGGGAACUGGUUGAUUGUCUCCGGGUUUGGCAGGUAACUUGUAGUGCUUAUGCUCUUUUUUGUUUGGACCAUAUAUCCACAUAAGACUGUCUAGGUUUGUACACUGAUAUUAUAGGCCUCUGUGUUUACGUCUGUAAUAAAAUAAUAUUACAAAUAUAUGCAUUUACAAACAUCCUUGUUUGGAAAUCAUCAAUGCCCAAUUUUGUGACCAUCAAUAAACCCCAAGAGGAAAUUGGGGUCAACUUGUAAGGUUCACCUUUUUGCCAACAUCCAAUUGCUAUGAUCCAAUAAAUUGUUAUAAACCUGUGUUUGUUUGGCCAGAAAAAAAUUCCUUCUUUUUAUUAUUUUAGUAGUUUUUUUUUUUUUGUUUUUGCCAUCAUUUGCCUGGUGUGGCAGGAAGGAUUUUCACUUUCAGAGCGAGGCAUUUUGCAUAUCAGCUACCUGGAAGGCAAUUGCAACAAGAUUAACUCUAGUUUAACCUUACAUUAACUUCAGUGACCUUUAGUGAGCUUUAAGCAAGAAUAAUGAGAAGAAAGAAAAAUUUCCCUCUAACUUGCGCUGGACAAGACAUGACAUAUUAUGUGACAGGAAUAGUAUUUUUACCUGGUAAUUAACAGACCACAUUUCAGGAAAAAACUUGUUUUUUUUUGUUUACUAGGAUGAGUAACCGUAUCAUCAGUGUAUACGAUAGUUGUAACUUAUCUGAAGCCUUGUCAACUUUGGAGUCCACUGUUUCUCCCUCUACAUUAAUUCCAUUUUACGAUGAAGAUUCUGCUGUCUUGUUUUUCUUUUCAAAGGUAUGAAAAAUAAUACUUUAAAUACAAGGAAAUAUUCAGAGAUUGCUAGCAUACACCAUGCGUUUUAAUACCGAGGAAUUUGUAUAAAAAGCUGUGACAUGACAAAAAAUUAAUACUUUAAACCCAGACGAGGGGACAACUGUAUAUGUUGGCACAUCUUCACUGUUUUUUAUGUUAUCAUUUUUUGUUAAGUUUUCCCACAAUGUUGUAAUAUAUUUGGCUGAAAGAUUCAAAGCCUAGGAUAGAUACAAGGACUAGCUAGGUGCUUUUAUCAUGACUUUGUGCUUAAAAGUGGAACCCUCUAAAUGAUAGGAGCUAAUAAAAAAAUAUAAAUAGAAAAUAGCAAUGAAGUACCAAAAUUUCUUUUCUUGGCAUUUCAACCUAACUGAAAUUUUAUAUUUCAAUUCUAAAACAGCCAAAUUAACCUUAAGUGAUCAACCCACUAAUUUUACACUAUAGAAGGUUGAGGUGCAAUAAGCAUUUUUUGUCAUUUUAAAACUGGAACCCCUGGGUUUUUUUUUUAUCAACAGUUUUCUAAAAAUGUACUUCUUCAUAAUUAUUUUCAGAGAUUAAUGAUUCUGAUUGUGAUUUUUUUAGGGUGAAACAACUAUUUUUGCUUAUGAAAUAAGUGAGGAAGCGCCUCAUAUCUUUGAACUGUCGCACUACAGGACAAAGGAACCUUACCAGGUAACAUAACAUAACAGUGACGUAAUGGUGUAUCUUAUUAGUCAUAAAUAUACUAACAUAUGACAUACGUCUUUAUAACUUGGAUCUCUAAGACUCUGUUUUUAAACUAAAGGAAAAGGAACCGCCAUGAGAUAGUUGAUACUAACCAUACUCUUCUCCCCCCACCCCACCAUGGACAGGAUGCUAGUCCCAUAGUGGGGUUAACCGUGGUAAUGAUAUUAUUGGUUGCUCUGGUAUCUAUUGUUACAUGUGUGUGCUGGAAGAUAGUAAAGUUUUUUUUUUCGUCCAUGGAAACAAUGUAAUGGCAUACCUAAGGCUUCAAAGCUGGACCUUUUGGUCAGCAGCUCUAUGACAUACCAGAAUUAGCUAACUAUAUCUUGUUAGUCAUUAUUUUAAGUAGUGACAUACAAGCAAAUAGUGUCAGUAGGGUGAAAUGUAUGGUUAAUUCUGUCAAUGCUCAAUUCUUUGCAGGCGGUGGGCUUUCUACCAAAGAUUGUAUGCAAUGUCAAAGAGGUAGAAUUUGCCAGGGCUGUCAAACUGAACAAAACAUUCAUAGAACUCCUCUCAUUCCAGGUUCCUCGAGUGAAGGUUUGUUUCAAUUUAAUAAAUUUAUUCUUUUGACAUACUGAUACUGAUAUGUAUUAUCUGCCUUUUAUGUAAACAGAUGGAGUACUUCCAGGAUGACCUUUUCCCAGAUACAAGAGUAUGGUGGGAGCCUGCAUUGGCUAGUGAUCAGUGGUUUGCUGGUAAAAAUGGUGCACAGAAAAGGUUGUCACUUAGACCAGCUGACAUGAAGCCAUGUAAGCUUUACGUUAUUUCAAAACCUUGCCUGGACAAAAUGAAUAUUAUCAAACUAAGAGUUAAUGGCUUAACAGGGUUCCCAUUAAUGCACACGUGUGAUUUUACGCACAAAAAUCUAAAAGGCCACAUGCUUCUCAUGAGCCCAAGAGUCUCAGGGAUGCACAAGGAUUGGUACUACUCAUGCAUCUUUGCAACCAUUUUGGAAAUCCCCAUGUGUUUUAUCGACCCGCCAUAUUGUCUACUCAGGGAAUAAUGUCCACACAGAAAACACUAUGUAACGUUUUCCGGCCCUCAAGGAUGAAGCCAACACUUACAUUGUCUAUUGAGCAGGAAAAAAAACUGAUGUAGACCCUUCUGAGAUUUUUGGACCCAAAGAGAGUGUCUUCAAGUCCAAAUGGCUUUAUGAAUUUUCAUGGUUAAUUUAUAUUUCUACCAACAACCACAUGAAAUGCAAAACAUGUCUUGAUGCAUACGGAUGUUCAGCAAAACCAUCCCAAUCAUAUGUACAGGGUGCAACUAAUUUUCAGCAAUCAGCCUUAGUUCACCAUCAAUUGGGAAAUGAAUCCCUUUCACAACCUCUUUAGAGAAUCUCAUCUAAAGUGGUGGUGUGGAUAUAAAACGAAAUGGCUUGAAUUUUUGGUGUUGUUGUGUUAACAGUAAGUGAAGCACCUAAAGCAGCACCCAUUGCAAGAAAGUAUGACAGCAGACAUGAGCUUGUAGAAGUCAAAACCACUGAACAACAGAAAGAGGAGGUAACGCGUGCCUGCAUGCAACUUAUCAUCUAAAACCAAGUCUUGUUUGCACUGGAAAAUACUAUUAAUGAUAAAAUAAAUAUUUUAUCAUUAAGGUUGAGAUGUUCUGGGGCUAGGGGGUGGCGCUCUGUUGUAACCUGGUUUUUUUCUAGGGCAGGGUGAUAACCCUAUGCCAAGGUAGCCUGAGAAAGUAGCUGACUUUUUUACAAUGCCACAACUGGUUUCCUUGUGAAAAAAUGUCUGACGAAAGACUGCAGAAAUUCCAUACUGAUGACAUGUCACUACUUAGGAAGUGAAAUAUAAUAAAUACUGCACCAACCCUAGCCUGCGAACACAGAUUUAUUUCCGAUGGUCUCUUCUCUCCACCUGAAAAGUAAGAGAAGUGCCAACUUUAGAUACGUCUUCAUUCACAGGCUACACCAACCCUUGCAAGCCAAGUUUCUUAUUAACAACCAGCAAUUCAUUAUUGUGUUUUUUAUUUGGUCUUCAGUGUAUUGUCUGAUUACUUUGCAGCUCUUGAAUUCCAUGGUUGAGAAAUUAAGAAAUUUCGAUGAUGACCCUCUUCCACAGGAUCUUCAAGAAGGAGUAGACGAUGAUGAAUGGGUAUGCAAAAAGUCCUGUUAACUUUUAAGACCAGGGGUGUAGAUGGAUGUGAAAUUUUGGUCUCAACAAAAACAGGAUUUCUCCUCGGGACAUAGUUGAACUGUACGAUUUUUUGUUUUUUUGGUGGUAUUAUUACUGACAUUCGAUUGGUGGCAUAUUUGUUCUCAUUUAUUUCUGGAUAAACCAUGAAGUAUGCUUCAUUCAGAAACCUAUUCUAUAUUUUGGCAGGAGAAAAAAUUUGUAAAAACUGUAAAACUUAGAGAUUUUGGGAGUAGCUUGCAUUGGAGGCAGUUAGACACUACAGGAAACUUCUCCGGUUAAAACCCUUUGGGUCCUAAGAGUGACCAACAUCGAUUUUCUCCUAACAGCAUCAGCAGAUCAUCAAGUGUAAAGGUUAUGAGAAUUACUAAAUUGAUUACCAAAGGGAGAACACUUUGAUCUUAAACUAAAUUCUCUCAACUAUUCUUAAAAGCAAUGUAUGAAGAUCAGUCUGGAGAAUUUGUAUGUGGAUCUUGGGGCUUAAAGGGUUCAGAUACAGCAGGGUCUUAAGUAUAUGUGAUACAGUCAAACUUCCCAUAAGCGACCACCCAAAAUGCGAAGAUCUAGCGGUCACUUAGAGGAGGUGGUCUUUCACAAGAAUCAGCCACAGGGGUCUCAUGCAAGAGAAGGUCCAGGACAUCAACUUUCUUGCAGAGUAUUAAUUGCAUGCAAUAAAGUUACUUACACAUGUAGUUCCACGUUUGUACACUCUAAGUGGUGUAGUACACACAGCAAACAAAGAGACCAUACCAUGCGUCAAGUGAUUGCUUAUUAGAGGUUUAGAAUAAUUAAAAAGUAUAGAACUAUCAAUCCAAAAGUGGUUGUGGUUGCUUAUGAGAUUUGGUCAUUUACGAGCUUUUAUGAAAGGGCUUUGAGUAGGAAAAUUUUGGCGUUUCAGAUAGAAGGGUGGUGAUGGGAGGUAAAGGUAAAGCAACCAUAUUUUAUGUUGAUAACUUGUGUGACAGUGAUAACUGAUAAGUUUGUUGAGGUUGAUGGUGUGCUCAUUUUAUCCCCUUCUCUCCAUCAAUGCUCCAUUUUAAGGGAAUUUAAAGCUAGGCAAAACUACACUGUAAGGAGAGAAGUUGAAACAAGGAUGGGAUGUCACUGGGAAUCAACCUCGGGAACUACCGCACUGAAGGCCUUGCACUAACCAACUAUGCCACCCUUGCUGCUGGGAGGUGGUUGUUUAUGGGAGGUGGUCGGUGGCACACUGAGGUUUGAUUGUAUCUUAUUUUUCUGUAAUUUUUGUUUCAGGAUGACUGAAGGAAAACAGCAUUGGAUAUUUUCAAACCCUCAACAAUGUCUCAUGUCAUUUAUGCAUAAAUUGUAAAUUUAAUUCAAUCCUAGCCUUUUCCAGGCUUUCUGAUAGUCGAGACAUCAUAAAACCAAGGUCAAGCAAAAAUACUAUAGGGCCAAUCCCUUUCACAGUCAUUAUACAUGCUACCAUGGAGUCUGGAACAGGUUAAUACUUGCAGCGUUAGUUUGACAAUAUUUUUAUAUACUUUAAAUAUGAUUGUAUAUAAAUAAGAAGCAAUUUCAAACUGCAUUCAGUUUCCUAUCUGGGUCUUAAAUUGUAUUAAUUUAUAGAAUGUUUCUCAAAUGAAGAUAUUAAGUGUACAUUUUACAAUGAAUUAUUAAUAUC
Messenger RNA from Porites lobata, 24221 nucleotides. The record is from the annotation of a GenBank genome assembly. Lineage: Eukaryota; Metazoa; Cnidaria; Anthozoa; Scleractinia; Poritidae.